Molecule: messenger RNA, 361 nt
Organism: Lachancea mirantina
Lineage: Eukaryota; Fungi; Ascomycota; Saccharomycetes; Saccharomycetales; Saccharomycetaceae
Source: the annotation of a GenBank genome assembly
AUGAAAGGUCAAAAUCUUGGAUCGAACGAUAAAGAGGCCGUCGAUGACAAUAUAAACUUCCAGACAGAUGAAACCCAGUCUCUGGACCAAAGUAAAAAAGUUCGCAAUGUGGUUUCGAUCACCAGCGCGGACAUCGGCGACCUUGAAAACGUUAUUUCGACCAUUGUGUCACCCUCCGGGAAAGAAGUUAAGGUGACCGGAAAUGUCGACGACGCGAUGCGGCUGGCACUUGAGUCGCGGGAACUGAAAAUUACUGAGGAAGAAGAUCGCAGGCUUGUCUGGAAGAUCGACUUGUACAUGUUCCCGCUGAUGUGUAUCUUGUACGCCAUCCAGUUCAUGGACAAGGUGUCGAACGGAUCUG